UACUCCAUCGCUAAAACUCCACUGCAUAAAAUCCGGCAUGCAUGCUCUUUCACAUUUUUAACUUGUUCCCAUCAGUCAGUCGGAGUGGAUAAAUUGUAAAGUUUUUUGUACAACCACACCCCCGGGUUAUCAUCAUGGCGGAUCAGGCCGAGCGCUCCUACCAACGUCAACCGACGAUAUUUCUCAACUCUAAAAAGAAUUUAGGGCUAAAAAAAUCGACUACGACCGUUUCACGGUACACUCGAUCCGUCGGGUUGGGAUUCAAAGCACCCAGAGAGCAAACAGAGCGCGCCUUCCAAAAGCAACCCACGAUAUUUUUGAACGGGAAAACCCCCAAGAAAGCGAUUUAUCUUCGUCACGUAAAAUCUGUCGGAUUGGGAUUCAAGACGCCAAGGGAGGCCACGGAUGGAACCUACAUUGACAAAAAGUGUCCCUUCACAGGGAACGUCUCCAUCCGGGGUCGGAUCCUGACGGGUGUGGUGACCAAGAUGAAAAUGCAGCGAACCAUCAUCAUUCGCAGGGAUUAUUUGCACUACGUUCGAAAAUAUAACAGAUUCGAAAAGAGACAUCGCAACAUGGCCGUUCACCUCAGCCCAGCUUUCAGGGACGUCCAAACGGGUGACAUUGUGACGAUCGGAGAGUGCCGCCCAUUGUCAAAGACGGUGCGAUUCAAUGUUUUGAAAGUUAGCAAAGGACCCGGAAGCAAGAAAAGUUUCAAAAAGUUUUAAAUUUUUGGAAAUUUAAAUAAAUAAAAAAGUUGUUUUUCUGAUAUAAAA
Molecule: messenger RNA, 776 nt
Organism: Folsomia candida
Lineage: Eukaryota; Metazoa; Arthropoda; Collembola; Entomobryomorpha; Isotomidae
Gene: RpS11
Product: 40S ribosomal protein S11
Exons: 5
Coding region: 135-728 (197 amino acids)
Biological process (GO): translation
Cellular component (GO): cytosolic small ribosomal subunit; ribosome
Molecular function (GO): structural constituent of ribosome
Source: RefSeq, a predicted model, not a curated record